Molecule: messenger RNA, 3560 nt
Organism: Arvicola amphibius (Eurasian water vole)
Lineage: Eukaryota; Metazoa; Chordata; Mammalia; Rodentia; Cricetidae
Gene: Ripor3
Product: RIPOR family member 3
Exons: 22
Coding region: 116-2923 (935 amino acids)
Source: RefSeq, a predicted model, not a curated record
UCGUGGUGGCCAGCGGGCUGCGGGGAGCUCCGCCCGCCCGCGAACGGUGACAGCCAGCCCGCGCGGACCGCGGGGUUCGGUCCGGGAGGUCCAGACCCGCUCCACGGUGGCAGCCAUGUCUGUGAGGUUGCGCUUCCUGUCUCCUGGGGAUGCCGGGGCUGUGGGGACCGUGGGCCGCAGCGCCUCCUUCGCAGGCUUCAGUGCACAAAGCCGGAGGGUCUCAAAGUCCAUCAACAGGAACUCUGUGAGGUCACGGCUGCCAGCCAAGUCCUCCAAGGCUUACGGAACACUGCGUAAGGGCUCGCUCUGCCUGGACCCCCGGCCGCAGCAGGUGAAGAAGAUCUUUGACGCUGUGAAGAGAGGCCUCAGGGAGCACCUGUGUGAGCAGCAGGCUGAGCUGGAUUACCUGUGCGGUCGCCACACCGACACCCAGAGGAGCUCCAGGCUGGCUUUCUACUAUGACCUGGACAAGCAAACACGAUUGGUAGAAAGACAUGUCCGGAAGGUGGAGUUCCAUAUCAGUAAGGUGGAUGAGCUCUAUGAAGGCUACUGCAUCCAGUGGCGUCUGCGAGAUGGUGCCUCCAACAUGCAGCGUGCCUUUAGCAACGGUACCCAAAGCCGCGCCUCCCGGGAGAGCCUGCAGGAGCUGGGCCGCAGCUUGCAGGAAUGCAUGGAGGGCAUGUGUCUCAUAGAGGGGGCCUUGGAAGUUCACCUGGGAGAGUUCCAUGUCAAGAUGAAAGGCUUGGUGGGCUAUGCACGCCUCUGUCCCGGAGACCAGUAUGAGGUACUUAUGCGCCUGGGCCGCCAGCGGUGGCGGCUGAAGGGCCGGAUAGAGCCGGAUGACAGCCAGACCUGGGAUGAGGAGGAGAAGGCCUUUGUGCCCACCAUGCAUGAGAACCUGGAGAUCAAGGUGACUGAGCUUCGAGGCCUGAGCUCAAUGGUGGUGGGUGCUGUGACUUGCGACAUCGCUGACUUCUUCACGGCCCGACCCCAGCUUGUGGUGGUGGACAUCACUGAGCUGGGCACCAUCAAGCUGCAGCUGGAACUGUUGUGGAACCCCUUGGACUCUGAGUGCCGGCUGGUGUCACCCAGCCCCACUGGCAGGUUCUCAGUGGGCAGCAGGAAGGGCUCACUGUACACCUGGACACCACCUAGCACCCCCAGCUUCCGGGACAAGUACUGCCUGUCUGUCCUCCAGCAGCCAAUGCAGCAGGCCUUGCUGCUAGGUGGGCCUAGGGCCACCUCCAUCCUCGGCUACCUGUCUGACAGCGAGCUCCAGGGCCCUCGCCUGCGGAACCGGAGCCAGGAGCGACUCGAGAUGGACUCCUUCAGCUCUGAGGACCCCAGAGACACUGAAACCAGCACUUCGGCAUCCACUUCAGAUGUGGGGUUCCUGCCCAUACCUGCGGUACCUACGGCUUGCAUAGAAGAGGGGACCAGGGAGGAGCCCCCACCCCUGGGCCUGCUGCCAGGCCUGGCUCAUCCAGUCAGCGGUAUGCUUGUGGAACAGCCUGGCUGGAGGGACUUGGGAGGAGAGAGGCUGACUCUGCUGCGAGAUGCCCCAGUCCACAGCCCCAUGGUGCCACAGAACCAGAAGGGCCAGGAAGAAGGAGAUGGGGAUGGAGUUGAGAGGCCUGUGCAGGAGGUCCUGGAUCUGCUGCGGUCUGCAGACACUGCUCAGCCCCAGCUCCGGGAGCUGGAGUACCAAGUCCUUGGCCUCAGGGACCGGCUGAAGCCGCGAGGGGUGCAGCCGGAACCAGUGUCAGUGCAGAGUCUGAUGGAUUGUAUCCUGGAGAGCUUCGCCUUCCUGAAUGCCGACCUUGCCAGCGAUGAGCUGUCCCUGUUUGGGGGCUCCCAGGCUCCCGAGAAGGACAGUCCCCCGCCUCCUCGGCCGUCAUUGAAGGUGUCACCCAGCGAGCUCACAGCUGGUGUCCGGGAGCUGGACACACUGCUCACCGUCCACCUUCAAGUCUGCAAGGCCUUGCUUCAGAAGCUGGCCUCCCCUAAUCUAUCACGGAUGGUCCAGGACUGCCUCCUGGAGGAAGCAGAGCAGCAAAGGCAGGUUCUGGAAGUGCUUUCAGUCCUUGACUCGGAGCAGGUCAGCAAGGCCAGGUCGGUUGAAGAGAUCAUUCCACAGGUUCCUCACAAGAAGGGUGGCCUGGCAUUGUGGCAAGGAUGUACCCAGCCUGGCAGCGUCCUGGCUUGCCCUGCCUCCACACUCCUCAGCCAGCUCAAGAAAAUGUUCCUACACCGAGUCCGAGGGAAGUAUCCUGGCCAGCUGGAAAUAGUGUGUCGCAGGCUCCUGGAGCAGGUGGUUGGCUGUGGUGGGCUCUUGGCCACAGUGGGGCUUCAGGAAGAACAGAUGGUCACCUGGUUCCAGUUCCACAGCUACCUGCAGCAGCAGAGCGUCUCUGACCUGGAGAAACACCUCAUCCAGCUCUCCAAGGAAGUUACUCUCAUCGAGGAGCUGCACUGUGCGAGUCCAGCCAAGGGCUUGAGGAAGCUGCAUGGGAAACGCCUGGGCCAGCUGCAGCCCCUGCCCCAGACUCUUCAAGCCUGGGCCCUGCUACAGCUGGAUGGACCGCCAAGGCUGUGCAGGGCUGCCAGAUCACGCCUGGCUAGUGCAGCCAGGAAUAGGCGCUUCCGGGAAAAGGCUCUGCUGUACUACACCAACGCCUUAAACGACAGUGACACCAAGCUCCAGCAGGCAGCGUGCAUGGCGCUGCAGCAGCUUGGGGGUAUUGAAAGCAUUGAACAAAUUGCCAGCCUGUGUCGGUCGGACCUGGAGGCUGUGCGAGUGGCAGCGCGGGAAGCAACACUAUCAUUUGGUGAGGAGGGCCGCCUAGCUUUUGAGAAGAUGGACAAGCUCCAGUCAGAACAAGAACUCUACCAGGAAGCAGAUGUUGAAAUCACAAUUUUCUAAGCUGUGAUCAAUGAGCUCCAAGCCAGCACCUUUCUUCCUUGAUGCUUCCCAGCUUCCAUAGGGCGCGUUUUGAACUGAGCACCCUACGCACUCCCUCACAAGUGUGAGCUGGGUCAGCACCCAGCCCAAGGGCACAGUGCUGUAUUCCCAGAGCAGGAAGAAGGGGUAUGUGGGACCUCCAAGGAUGUGGCCUACACCAAAUGCUGUUUUUGCUUGUCUUGCCUUCCUGGGGUGCAGUGUCAGGGGCAGCUGGUGCUGGCUGAGGAUCAAAGGAUCAAAGACAGACAUGCAUGGAAUGUGAGCUCCCUGCAUUCCCUCUGGGACAACUAGCCAGUGGUCAGGCCCACUUCUGACACAUGCCAACUUGCUGCCCGUUAGAUGGAUUGCUUCAGAAGCCAGAGAUGAGGUGAGGUUUUCAUUGAGGUGGCUACGGAGGCACACAAUGGGUUUCCUACUUGAGUGGGGAAAACACUUGAAACUGGGCAUCUGAGAUGUCCGUGAGAGGCCGAGUGGCUCUCAGGGCUGACUUAGACACCCCCAUUUAGUUACGUGGACCAUGUGUGCUGACUUAUUUUGAUAUUUAUUUGUCUCAUUCAUGUUCAUUCUCUAAAAUCUCAAUUAAAACCUCUGUAGUGUA